CGUCACCUUAGGGCGCACCGCUGCAACUUUUCUGUUCCUCUUUCUGCGAUCACCCACGAGAGUCACCUCACGAUUGUCAGUCGGACCUGUAUGGCCCCAUCGAUCGCCAUGUCAGCUUUGACUGCUGGUUUGAAAACCGAAGAUCUCCCCUCCCGCUCGGUUCUCGUCGGUAGAGGCGAGAAGCAGACCAGUCUGAGCCCCGCGGAGGACACUGGGAAGCCCAAAGUUGCUAUUCUGCCCUUCAGCGUCGAGGCGCUGAUGGCUGAUAGGAAACCGAGCAGAGAGGUGCAUUCACCCGAUGCCCCGUCGGUUGCCGGGACGUCCCAAGCGCUGGGAAAGGGCGUACGGAUGGGCUCUUUCGGUAGUCUGGAUACUUCCGUUCCUGCUAUACCCAUGAGCUCCUCGUUUUCAGUGGGUGAGCUCAUGAACAUGCCAGAAGACGUGUUGAUUAAACCCGAGAGCCCGGACAGUCAAGAGAGGACUUCAUGGAUACAAAGCCCUCGUUUUUCUCCUACACCUCCACGAAGGUUGAGUCCUCCUGCCUGUCCACUGCGAAAACACAAGACGAACAGAAAACCCCGGACCCCCUUCACGACGUCCCAGCUGCUGGCCCUGGAAAGGAAGUUUCGCCAGAAGCAGUACCUUUCCAUCGCCGAGCGCGCAGAGUUCUCCAGUUCCCUCAACUUGACGGAGACCCAGGUUAAAAUCUGGUUUCAGAACAGGAGAGCCAAAGCCAAGCGACUACAGGAGGCAGAACUUGAAAAACUGAAAAUGGCAGCUAAGCCUAUGCUGCCUCCAGCAUUCGGGAUUUCAUUUCCUCUCGGUGCGCACGUCCCCGCAUCCUACGCAGGGUCGCACCCGUUCCAGAGGCACUCGCUGCCGGUUUCCCCCGUGGGACUGUACGCCGCUCACGUCGGAUACAGUAUGUACCACCUCGCUUGAUAGGGACGGAGGACGAAGGGCACGUGCAGAGGGACACAAGGGGGUUCAGACUACUUUCUGAGGGCCCCAAUCGCGAGGGGGUUCUGUGGACAGGUGAGGUGACGCUGUACUAAAUAAAGAGGCAUCCUGGCGGAGAGCUCACUGUCACAUCUUGUCAGGGGGCCAGUUUCCUCCAAACAGACCCCCUUCUGAGGACCUUGAAGUUUAUCCACUUCUCUUGACCUCGCCAGUAAGUUCACACACACUGCAAAAAUAAUCCAACUUCAUUAGUCAUUUAAUCUUGAGUCUUAAAUCUGUUUUUUUUGUCAGUGGACCAAAUCUGCCAAAGCAGUGAAACAAAUUUAUAAAGCCAAUCAAGAACAAAUUGAUACAUCUUAUUUCAGAACAAUAAGAUGAGACUAAAUGACUUAAAGAUGGACAUUUUUGUGGUGCAGAGGUGGAAAACAACUUAGUGCCUGUAGGCCUAUGAUAUAUCACGAAUGGACAGUCAAGUAUGGACAGCAGGCCGUGUGUCAAAAGCCCACUCCUUCGCCCUCAUGCUUGCAGGUAAAAGGGUCAUACAGAAAGAGACAAUUGCGCAGCUUGACAUUUUGCACCAACAAACUAAUGUUGGGCUUCCAUUGCAUCUGUGGGCUGCACUCACACUGCAAACACACACACACACACACACACACGUUUUAAAUAUUUUUUGCAUUCAUAUCAAUGCGUAACUACAGGGGUUACUGAUCCAGUGUCAAUGAAUGCUCUUUGUGAAUUUGGAGAACCACAGCAUUUGUUUUUUGUUUUUUUGUUUUUUUUUAUAACAGCACUGUCUGUUGUUGGAAUGAUUCCCUUCGGAAGGGAUAUGUGUACUGUAAAAUAAUGUAUAUUUGAAGAAUAUCCUCAUUUAUAUUAUGAAUAUAUUUGUGACAUAACUUAACAAUAAAUUGUUUAUUCUUUUUCAUUAA
Molecule: messenger RNA, 1889 nt
Organism: Thunnus maccoyii (southern bluefin tuna)
Lineage: Eukaryota; Metazoa; Chordata; Actinopteri; Scombriformes; Scombridae
Gene: msx1a
Product: muscle segment homeobox 1a
Exons: 2
Coding region: 91-942 (283 amino acids)
Biological process (GO): embryonic morphogenesis; regulation of transcription by RNA polymerase II
Cellular component (GO): nucleus
Molecular function (GO): DNA-binding transcription factor activity, RNA polymerase II-specific; RNA polymerase II transcription regulatory region sequence-specific DNA binding
Source: RefSeq, a predicted model, not a curated record